CGCUCCGGCGCGCGGGGCAGAGACGGGCGGCCGGGCUGGGACUGCCCGGCGGGGGUCAGCUCCGCCGACCUGGGACGGGUCGCCCGCGGCCCGGCUGAGCCUCCCGGGGCGCUGCGAGGAGGCCGGGGACGGUCCGGGCGCGGGUCCUUCCGGAGGGUCUGGACCGGCCGGCACCUGGCGCAGCGCCCACCGUGUCCGGGCGCCGGGCAGGGAGCGGGGCCGGGGCCUGCCGCCCGGCGGUCGCUGAAAAACAGGGUGGUCUGAAGCCGGGUUCGGUUCUGUAUUCGCUGUGUGACCUUGGGCCAGAACGGACUUGAAAUGCCGUUUUGUUCUGCGUAAUGGAACUAGUAAUAGGACUUGCUUCCUGCGGUUAUGGGGAACGAACAGGAGUUAAUGCAUUUGUAGGGCUUAGCACAGUGCCUGACCCACGGCAAGAGCUAAGUUACGUUUCUUACUGUUCUCGUGAUGACCAAGCCAUCCUCCUGCUUCUAGUGGGCUGUAGCCGUGCAGUCCCUGAACUUUGAUUCUAGUCCCCCAUUUCAGGUCCCUGCAUCUCAGCCCAGUUCAUUUCUUACUUUUUCUAAUGUCGCAUGCAAGGCACUGCUAGAAGCCGGGAAUCGUAUACACAGGGGCUUGAUCCUUGCCCUUAAGGAACAGUGAUAGGAGAGGCAAUAGGAGAGGAAGUGCAAGUCCACAGGAGCAGCUGCAAUGCAAGGUGGGAAUGUGACAAUGUUAUAGGAAAGUUAGAGUAAAAGUUUGCUGGGGUUUUUUUGUUUUGUUUCUAGGGCUGCACUUGCGGCACAUGGAGGUUCCCAGGUCUGCCACCUACACCACAGCUCACGGCAAUGUCAGAUCCUUAACCCACUGAGCGAGGCCAGGGAUUGAACCCGCAACCUCAUGGUUCCUAGUUGGAUCUAUUUCCGCUGCGACACAGUCGGAACUCCUAGUUUGCUAGAUUUUUAAAGACAUGAUGUCUGACUGGAAAUUUCUACGUGGAAUAGGGGCUGUGGCGUUGGGUCCUGCAGGCUGAAUGGAUAAAUCAGAAAGAAAUCGAGGUCAGCAAUCUGCAGGAAGGGACUGGGGCCCGGGGUGGAUCUUGAGGGGCUGCUAAUGGGAAACCCUGUUUGGAGCCGAGCGUCUCAAUCUUGGCCGCACAGUAGAAUUAAAACUGUUGGACUCUGGUUCGGAUCCUCAGUGUCGGAAAGUGAGACACAUGAACUCGGGGCGAUCUCGACAAGGCUCUUUACUUCUGCGGAAGGACGUGGGUCCUCAGAAAGCACGCAGAGAAGACAAGACCCUCCCUCUUUAUCCCUAAGAUGGCAGGCUUUCUCUGGUGUUUCUAGUAUGAAUUCCACAUCUCGGCCUUUUAUCCAGCUCCAGCAGUCUCAGCUCCAUCAUCUGGAGGACAAAUGAAAUUUGCAUGAGUUGCAAACUCUUGAGCUGAAUGAAAUACGGACUGCAGUGCUAAUAUCCUUUUCUUCUAGUUGUUAUUAACAGAAAGUUAAAUGUCGUCGGAAGACCGAGAAGCUCAGGAGGAUGAGUUGCUGGCCCUGGCGAGUAUUUAUGAUGGAGAUGAAUUCCGAAAAGCAGAGUCUGUCCAAGGUGGAGAAACCAGGAUCUAUUUGGACUUGCCCCAAAAUUUCAAGAUAUUUGUGAGCGGCAACUCAAAUGAGUGUCUCCAGAAUAGUGGCUUUGAACACACCAUUUGCUUUCUGCCUCCACUUGUGCUGAACUUUGAGCUGCCACCAGAUUAUCCAUCCUCCUCCCCACCUUCAUUCACACUUAGUGGCAAAUGGCUGUCACCAACUCAGCUGUCUGCUCUCUGCAAGCACUUAGACAACCUGUGGGAGGAGCACCGCGGCAGCGUGGUCCUGUUUGCCUGGAUGCAGUUUCUCAAGGAAGAGACCUUGGCCUACCUGGAUAUCGUCUCUCCCUUCGAGCUCAGGCUGGGUUCUCAGAAAAAAGUGCAGAGAAGGGCGACUCAGGCCUCUUCCAGCCCCGAGCUAGAUUUCGGAGGAGCUGCUGCCUUUGACCUAGACCAAGAGGAAGCUGUGGACGAGAGAGCCGUGCAGGAUGUGGAGUCCUUGUCCAGUCUGAUCCAGGAGAUCUUGGACUUUGAUCAAGCUCAGCAGAUAAAAUGCUUUAACAGUAAAUUGUUCCUGUGCAAUAUCUGUUUCUGUGAGAAGCUGGGGAGCGAAUGCAUGUACUUCUUGGAGUGCAGGCAUGUGUACUGCAAAGCCUGUCUCAAGGACUACUUUGAGAUCCAGAUCAGAGAUGGCCAAGUUCAGUGCCUCAACUGCCCAGAACCCAAGUGCCCUUCAGUGGCCACUCCUGGUCAGGUCAAAGAGCUAGUGGACGCCGAGUUAUUCGCCCGCUACGACCGCCUUCUCCUCCAGUCCACCCUGGACCUGAUGGCAGACGUGGUGUACUGCCCCCGCCCGUGCUGCCAGCUGCCUGUGAUGCAGGAGCCUGGCUGCACAAUGGGCAUCUGCUCCAGCUGUAAUUUCGCCUUCUGUACACUCUGCAGAUUGACCUACCAUGGGGUCUCUCCGUGUAAGGUGACUGCAGAAAAAUUAAUAGACUUACGAAAUGAGUACCUGCAAGCAGAUGAGACCAAUAAAAGGUUUUUGGAGCAGAGGUAUGGUAAGCGGGUGAUUCAGAAGGCCCUGGAAGAGAUGGAGAGCAAGGAGUGGCUAGAAAAGAACUCCAAGAGCUGCCCGUGCUGCGGGACUCCCAUAGAGAAAUUAGACGGCUGUAACAAGAUGACAUGUACGGGCUGUAUGCAGUACUUCUGCUGGAUUUGCAUGGGUUCCCUCUCUAGAGCAAACCCUUACAAACAUUUCACUGAUCCUGCCUCCCCAUGUUUUAACCGGUUGUUCCAUGCCGUGGAUGUUAACGGAGAGGUUUGGGAAGAUGAGGCCGAAGACUAGCGAACACCUGCUGCUCAAGCGAUGGCAGUGGAAUGGUUUGCCCUAACUUGGCAGGAUUUUUAGGGUACCAUCGAGGUAGAAGAUAGGGAAGAACAAGGUCUAUGUUUUCAUGUGAUACUACUGAUUUAGCACAUUCAGACAUUUCUCAUUGUAACAUAAUUGAGGAACUCUUAAGCCAAAGGUUUGGAAAAUAUUAAAUAUUACAGUGUGCCCGAAGCUUGAGUAGUGAAAAAUUAAAUAUUUAUUUUCUUCCCCACGCUUAGGUCAGGAGAGAGAGGUCAAGAUUUAAGCUCGCCGACCUUUUUAUCUCUGGGAAGCAUCCCUCUAAGACCUUCUUGGGGAGCUCCCUCAGUCCUGCUCCUUACAGCCGGGCGGGCAGAGCCUUGUGAAAAUUGUACCGAGAGCCUGGACUCGCUCCACACUACAUUCCCUCCAGCCCGAAUUUUUGCAAAGUCACUUUUCUUCGGAGGAAGCCCUUUACUCCAGAACUGAUUGGAUGGCCCAGUGUCAUUUCGAUCGACUGCUUUUCAGAAUAGAAAUCUACAGAUAAUUCAGAUUUUUUUUUUUUGAUACCACAGACACUGUGGGUCACUUGGUAUAUUUAUUAAUGCUGUAUAGUCCACCGGUUUUGAGCCACAUCUUGAACGUACCGAUACUGGCUCAGAAGCACUUCCACCCCAUUCAGCCUCGCUGUUUCUUCUGGGCUGUAGAGCCUGGAUUCAGAGCAACUUGUCUUUGCUACCUUGGGUCCUGCCUUCUCUCCAUUGACCUCAGCCUGCCUUUCAUUGGUAAGGACAAUGUUAAUAUUAGCUCCAGCAGCUCAUAUUUUUAUUUCCUCUGCUGGGAAAGGAGAAAGUCUAAUACGUUCCCACCUGAACAAGCUGAACUCUGUAUAUGCUUUUUGAACACGAUAGCACCAUACCUCCAGUGCUGACCUUCUGAAUUCUGUUUAAAGGGCUUCUCUAAUGAGCUGUGGACAUUUGUCUUCCUCUCCUCGUUUUAUUUUGCACCAGCAGUGUUCCAGGGGUCAUUUUGGCUUGAUACCUAGAGCCGUGUUUCCGGGUUUUGUUGGCUUUUUGCAAAAUUCUUCCCUUCGGGUUUGGUGAGUGUCUUGGUAGCAGAGUAAGAUGGGGGAAGAAAGGCCAGGGGAUUCAGUUGCAGCCGUGCAGAAGCUCUUUUCUCCUUCCCUGUCAUUGAAAAGUAGGGAUCAUCUGAAACCAUUUUAUGUGUGUGUUAUCCAAAGACUGCGGACUGUUUCUGGAUUGUCAAUAAGGAUGCUUAAUCUUAAAAAUAAAAAUGAUUUAAAAAUUGUCUUAUAAUUAGA
This is a messenger RNA of Sus scrofa (pig), 4254 nucleotides long. Lineage: Eukaryota; Metazoa; Chordata; Mammalia; Artiodactyla; Suidae. The record is from RefSeq and is a predicted model, not a curated record.